Messenger RNA from Erythranthe guttata (spotted monkey flower), 1723 nucleotides. RefSeq names its product putative glucose-6-phosphate 1-epimerase. Lineage: Eukaryota; Viridiplantae; Streptophyta; Magnoliopsida; Lamiales; Phrymaceae. Gene Ontology annotation, biological process: carbohydrate metabolic process. Gene Ontology annotation, molecular function: glucose-6-phosphate 1-epimerase activity; carbohydrate binding. Gene Ontology annotation, cellular component: cytoplasm. The record is from RefSeq and is a predicted model, not a curated record.
AAGCUAUAUUUCCCUCUUUUUUAUUUUUAAAUAUAAAUGAUAAAUCUGAAGGCCAUCACAGUUAACUAAAACAAAUAAGAACAAAACAGAGAAGACGGGGGUAUUGUGGUAAUUUCGGCGCCGGAAAAUGCUGUACAUACCUGUAUCUAUCGAUUCUGUUUCUAUAUAAAUUGACACAAGUGUGAAGACGGCGGAAAAAACACCAAAAAAAAGAGGUCCGAAAAUAUUAUAGAAUAAAUAAAUUUACAAUUAAAUAAAAAAAAUAUACUAAUAAGAACAAACCAGAGAAUACGGGGGUAUUGUGGUAAUUUCGCGGCCGAAAAGUGGUGUGUGUAAUGCCUGUAGGCUGUAUCUAUCGAUUUCAGUUAGAGAGCGGAAACUAGAUUCUGUUACUAUAAAUUGACACAAUUGUGAAGAAGGCGGAAAACACCAUUUUCAAUUUUCUGAUCUGCAGCAGUUACAUAAUCUCCCCAGAGCUUCUGCUGCAGUUCAAUUAAACACACACACACUCUGUGUGCUGGUAGUAGACAUGUCAUCAUCAUCAUCUUCAUCGGCGGCGGCGCCGCCUGUGGAGAAGCCUUCUGCGGUAUUUUCCAUCGGAAUCAACGGCCUUACUUCAGUCGUUCUCAGUCAACCUGGUGGCUACUCCGCCGAGGUUCUUCUGUAUGGAGGUCAAGUAAUAUCAUGGAAGAACAAACGUGGAGACGAGUUGCUUUUCAUCAGUAAAAAGGCUGUUUUCGAACCUCAUAAUCCGAUUCGUGGAGGCAUCCCAAUUUGCUUUCCGACGUUCAUCAACAAUGGAAGCACGGAGCAACUUGGAUUUGCUAGGCUCAGAUACUGGGAAGUCGACACCUCCAUCGAUUUAACUACCUCCUCUGAUAAGGCAUCUAUUGAUUUGAUUCUGAGGCCAACUAAUGAUGACUUGUUAAAAUGCCCUAAUCAAUUUGAGUUCCGUUUACGGGUUAUCCUGGAACCGAACGGAGAUCUAAAGAUGAAUUCUCACAUAAGCAAUCUGAAUUCUGAUGGCAAGCCUUUCACAUUCCUAUUUUCCUAUCACACCUACUUCUAUGUUUCCGAGAUCAGGGAAGUUGGGGUUGAAGGAUUGGAGAAAGUGGAUUAUCUAGACUAUCUGCAGAACAAAAAGCGAUGUACUGAACAAGCUGAAGCAAUCACUUUCGACUCUGAAGUGGACAGGGUAUAUCUGAACACUCCUGAUAUAAUCUCAAUUACGGACCGUGAGCUUAAAAGAACUUUUACCAUUCGUAAAAGUUCUAGUCUUCCUGACAUUGUCGUGUGGAAUCCAUGGGAAGAGAAGGCAAGGGAAAUGACUGAUUUGGACACUAUCGAAUAUCGGGAGAUGGUGUGUGUUGAGGCAGCUGCUGUGGGGAGUGAAAUUACUUUGAAGGCCGGGGAUGAAUGGACCGGGACCCACCAUCUUUCCGUUUGCCCGUGGACUUUAGGGAAGGGCUGCUAAAUUUGCUGAAUCGCCCGUGUAGUAACUCAUCGUAGAUACAUGUAGUAUUCUGCUCACCGGUUUAUUCUCUAUGAUACGAGUAAUUAGCACAUGUGAAAUGUGUGUUCGAUGUGUUGUACGUGUAUCUAUGGUGAGUUACUACACGAUAUAAUUCAUCCGGUCGUCAACUCGUCAAUUGUAAAAUGACUUUUUUUUUUUGGUAAAUGUAUAAUAAUUAGGCCUUUUUUUCAGCUAUCAAUAUAGUUACAU